GCCCCGCCCAGGCAGCGGCCGGCGGGAGGGGGCCGUUAAAGCGGCGGCGCGGCGGGGCCGGGCUGUACCGGAUCGAUGGAGCCGGGCGGUGACACGGAACCGGGGGGCGGCGGUUUCCUGUACUACGCAUACGGCAGCAACCUGCUGCGGGAGCGGCUGCUGCUGCGCAACCCCUCGGCGGCGCUCUGCGCCCUGGCACGCCUGCAGGACUUUAAGCUCGAGUUUGGCCUUCCUCAAGGCAGGACAAGUUCUGUCUGGCAUGGAGGUACAGCUACCAUUGUUGAGAGCCCUGGAGACGAAGUAUGGGGAAUAGUGUGGAAAAUGAACACUAGCAAUUUAAGUUCACUGGAUAAGCAAGAGGGAGUUGACGCUGGCAUUUAUGUCCCAUUAGAAGUUAAUGUCCACACUCAAGCAGGAAACGUACUGACCUGUCGAAGCUACCAGAUGAAGGACUACGUCCGUGGUCCCCCUUCUCCUCAGUAUAAAAAGGUUAUCUGCAUGGGUGCAAAACAGAAUGGCUUGCCAGCUGACUAUCAGAAGAAAUUAGAAGCUAUUGAAACUAAUAACUAUGCAGGGCCAGUGCCAAUCAUGGAAGAGAUUGAAGCUGCUAUUAAAGCAAAGAAAUAUUAAAGCAAAAUAAAUUCUGCAUAGAAUACCUCUGCACUUCCUUGGCCAUUCACCUUGAUUUAGAUACCUCUCCUCACUAUGCUGAUCAGCAGUUUAUUUAUCAAGAAAAGAUGGGUUUGUUGUGCACCUACAGUAAGCCAUUAGAUAUAAUUUGCAAUCUGAAGACACACUAAUAUUGGUAACUUCUUCACUUUGUAUGUAUAGCUUGAGUACAUGCUGAAGUUCUUGCAGAUUUGGAAAUGACCUUUUUGUAAUUGUCAUGCAGCACUGCGUGAAAUUUGUGCUUCAUGUCCUGUUUAUAGGCCUUUUAAAAGGGUAUUGACAUCUGUUGCCUUCCAAGGAGUAAGGGCUGCAGGAUCAGGCCCUUUGUUUUUAAAUGUUGUAUACACAGUUAUCAGGGAUGUCAAAGAUUUAAGUGUGUGAAGUACACUCAAAACUCUAAACCAAGACUAAACCUUUUUUCCUCUGCUGCUUCUUUUAAUGGUUUAAAGCCUAACCUAUCCAAAGCUAUGGAGCUCCUGUUUCUGUUUACACAGUGAAGAAAGCAGGGUAAAUUUUUUUUAACUAUCUCUGUGUUUGUAAAUGUGUUUAUUUUCAAAAGGUGACUAAAGCUUGAAGACAACAUUCAGCAAAGGAUCUCAUUCAAAGCAUAAUGGCCUCCUCCUUUCUAUGUCUAGUAAUCAUCAUAGAUGAACUGGUUAGGUAUAACCAACAGAUUUUGAAUAAUUCAUUUUAGUUACAUAAUUCCAAGGGUGUUUUUUUAUAACUUUUUUUGACUGACUUGUUGCUUAUGUAGGUCUUGGUCUCAUGUCCAGUGAAAUCAGGAAGUGUCAUGUGAGCCCUAGCACAUCUGUUUCAUGGAUUUGUUUGUUAAAUCCCAGAUGAACAGACUUAGCUUUUCCCCCCCCACCCAGCUUUGACAAUUUCCUGCAAAACUGAAAGCUUUUGUAAGGUUUAGAGUACUUAUCUUUAUGGCACUUGGCAGCCCCUGUAGGUAGUCUGUGGGGGAAAAAUUGACAACCUGGAAAAUGUGAAACAAAAAAGCUAUGGCUAAUCUCCUGUAUGGUGUUGGGGUUUUUUUCUGCGGACUUACAGAGGGGUGCAAGAUAAAAUUAGUGUCACUGUGUGAAUGCUUGGAUAGACAAAUGGCAAAGUAAUGGACUUACUAUGUCUUCUCUGCAUAAAAUUUUUUGGUAAACUUCUGCCAGGGAUGUAUAGGUGCUGUCCUGAUGUCAUAUGUCCAUUUCCAGAGUUGGGCACUGUGACUGCAGUGAAACAUGGUGCUUUCCGUAUUCAACCAGUCUGAAACUGAGUAAAUAAAAUUGUGAUUACCAAACCUC
Phalacrocorax carbo (great cormorant) is the source of this 1967-nucleotide messenger RNA. The record is from RefSeq and is a predicted model, not a curated record. Lineage: Eukaryota; Metazoa; Chordata; Aves; Suliformes; Phalacrocoracidae.